Messenger RNA from Papaver somniferum (opium poppy), 1054 nucleotides. RefSeq names its product ethylene-responsive transcription factor ERF021-like. The record is from RefSeq and is a predicted model, not a curated record. The coding region runs from base 49 to 651 and encodes 200 amino acids. Gene Ontology annotation, molecular function: DNA-binding transcription factor activity; DNA binding. The transcript has a single exon. Lineage: Eukaryota; Viridiplantae; Streptophyta; Magnoliopsida; Ranunculales; Papaveraceae. Gene Ontology annotation, biological process: regulation of DNA-templated transcription.
CAAAGAGAGCAGGUUCAUUGUUAUAGCUUCAGUAUUUUAAUAUCUUACAUGGAUCAUGAUAAUGGUAAUCUCACUGGAGGCAGCAGCAGUACUAUGGUCGACAAUAUAUCCGAAGGUGAUCAGUUCGGAGUACCAAUUUACCGAGGAGUUCGACAAAGGAAAUGGGGAAAAUGGGUAUCAGAAACUCGAGUACCCGGAGAGAAAUCACGAAUUUGGUUAGGAAGUUUCCCGACACCGGAAAUGGCAGCGAUUGCUUAUGAUGUGGCCUCGUUGCAGCUUAAAGGUCAUGCAGCUCAACUUAACUUUCCUGAGUUAAUGAGUAGUUUACCUCGUCCGGGUAGUUCCAAGGCUGAGGAUAUUCUAUCAGCCGCUCAUGCAGCUGCUUCAAGGCUUAUGGGUGAUCCAAAUACAAAAGCAAGUAGUCGUGAUCAUGGUGGUCGUGGUCGUGGUAGCGCGAGUCACUCAGUUCCGGAAACGGUUCGGCUCUCACCGAGUCAAAUUCAAGCAAUAAACGAGGCACCACUGGACUCGCCAACAAUGAGGUGCAAUUUUAACGAUAACCAACUAACCGAGUCGUCUUUUAGUUGGACUCAUGAUGUUAAUAUGAUCAGUGAUUGGGAAGAUAUUGAACAUGAAUCUCUUUGGGGCUAAGAGCUAACUAGCUGGAGGACGAUGAUUCACUACUAAUGGUAAUGGGAAUAUAUUACACUAUUAUUUUUUUCCUGACAAAUAUAUGGGCUCGGUUGGCCCACAACUAUAGGGUAUAUUAUGAAGCUCAAGUAUAUUUUCUCUUUUCAUAUAUAUAUAUAUAUUUUGAAGCAUUUUCAUUUCUUUUUGUACUCCGAAUGGGAGGUACAAGUACAAAAUGAGAAAUUUCGCAUUAUUUUUUAUUUAUUUUCCUAGGAUCAAAGGCGAAAUCAUCAUAACCUAAUUUGGACGUACUUUUCACGGUCCUUUUCUUUAGCCCAAUCUGGCUUAUUCAUUGUGUAAUGUAAUGGGAAUAAAAUAAUUCCUCAUAUUUUGAUUGUUAAUAAUAAUAUUGGAUUUUCCAAAA